This is a messenger RNA of Brenthis ino (lesser marbled fritillary), 978 nucleotides long. Lineage: Eukaryota; Metazoa; Arthropoda; Insecta; Lepidoptera; Nymphalidae. The record is from the annotation of a GenBank genome assembly.
AUGCCUGUGCAGAUUGCGAAGUCGGUCACUAUACUGUGGUACUUCGGUGAAGUCAUGUGUAAAACUGUAAACUUUUUACAAGGUGUCGCAGUAGCAUCGAGCGUGUUUACAAUCACGGCGAUGUCGGUGGACAGGUACCUGGCUAUCACGCAAUCACUUCGUCAGCCUUGGAUGCCGUCACGGCGAGGAGCGUGCAGCCUACUUGCCGCGUUAUGGCUCGUGUCUUUGGCUAUAUUUGCACCAUUGCUAGCCGUAGCCGCCGUUGAAACCGUCAUGGUACCCAUGCUCUCUAGCAACGAAAAUGGAUCAGUAUGGAUAGAGAGUCGUAUAGAGUUCUGUACAGAAAAAUGGCCUGAUUCGAUAAGAAAGGAGCUUUUUGGAGCUUUCAGUUUCAUACUCGUAUAUGCGGUGCCCGGUUGCAUCGUAGUUGUAUCUUACUCCCUCAUGGGUAGGCGGCUCUGCUCAGUGCUGCCACCUUUCGAUCAGUCAGAAGGCAGUGCAAACAGUCAACAGAGACUAAGACUGGUCCGUGAGAGAAAACGUGUAGCGUGGAUACUGCUGCUGUUAGCUGUGCUGUUUGCUCUGUGCUGGCUACCAUAUAACAUUUUACAGCUUUUGAUCGACGUAAACGCUGUACAAGUGGACUCAGUGGCUUUAGUAUUACCAUACACAUUGCUAUUAGGGCAUACAAACUCGGCUAUCAACCCCAUUGUGUACUGUCUCAUGACGCGGAACUUCCGCCGGUCUCUCCGUAAGCUUCUCUGCCACGACCCCGGUAACAUACACUCUAGUACUCAUUUUCAUAUGCAAGGCAUACGUCAAAAAUCCAACACGUCUAGUGGACGCACUUGCACUACAGUAACAUUUCGUAGUAGCAAUCAGAGUCGUCACUCUCCCAGCAUACAGUAUGGGAGGGUCGCGCGGCCCUCUCUGAGGGAGCCCACUUGGAAAGAUAAAGACAGAAAAGCUCAGUUCUUA